GAAAAGAUGUGGCUGACAGAUGGUACAGUGAAAUAAAAAAUUACAACUUUCAAAACCCAGGGUUUUCUUCUGGGACAGGUCACUUCACUGCAAUGGUUUGGAAGAACACAAAAAAGAUGGGAGUUGGAAAAGCAUCUGCUAGUGAUGGCUCAACGUUUGUUGUGGCUAGAUAUGAUCCAGCUGGAAAUGUAGUAAAUCCAGGCUAUUAUGAAGAAAAUGUCCUUCCUCCAAGAAAAUAA
This is a messenger RNA of Pterocles gutturalis (yellow-throated sandgrouse), 239 nucleotides long. Its product is annotated as golgi-associated plant pathogenesis-related protein 1. The annotation marks the transcript as partial. Lineage: Eukaryota; Metazoa; Chordata; Aves; Pterocliformes; Pteroclidae. The transcript has 2 exons. Gene Ontology annotation, cellular component: extracellular region. The record is from RefSeq and is a predicted model, not a curated record.